AUGCACUGCUGUGGAUACAGUGGAGCAGAUGUCGUUAUUCUUAUCACCCUCUUUAUGGUGACCAUGUACUCUGCGUAUAGUUACUACACCUAUUUAUUUCCCCACACACUCAAAGCAUUAGAGUUGGCUUUCUUACAACCCUUUGGCUUAGAGGUGGUACGACCAACUUCUUCCUUCCCUCUACAUCUCAGUCAUUUGUUUAAUGUCUCACCUAAGAAUUGGAUUUUAUUUGGCAUUUCCGUAUUCCUGUUAAUACUCGCUACUUGGGCGUAUGUGAUGGCAGUAGUGACAGAUCCUGGUCGUGUGCCACAGGCAUUCCGGCAACGAUCUCCAAAGAGUCUUUUAUUAGCACGAGAGAUUGCGGGAGCCCCACAUCUUUGUCCAUUAUGUAUUGUAUACAAACCACAAAGGGCACAUCACUGUAGUCAUUGUGGACGAUGUGUGUUGAAAUAUGAUCAUCAUUGUCCCUGGCUUGGACAAUGUGUAGGGUUUUUUAACUACAAGUUAUAUCUUCUUGUGGUAUUGUAUACGUUUGUUUUUACACUCUGGGUAAGUACACUACUACUAAUCGCUAUUUUUGUACAUCUUGUGCAACACUAUGAACUCAUUGGAGGUAUUAUGAUCCAUCGUAAUCCACAAGAUGCAGUUUGGCGUAAUGGGAAGUGUCAGUUGGGACCAUUCCUCUUAGCGGGUGAUACCCAUUCCACUACUACUACUACUACUACUACUACAAUGAAUCAACAAGAUAAGGGAAAUACUGUAAAUACACCUAAAUUACUAUUAGGUGGUAUGGAUGGUUGUCCACCUUUUUUGGGAGUUUAUGUUUGUCUCGGAGAAUCACUUAUUUUUCUUCUCUUGACAGCAUCGUUGUUGAUAAAACACUGGAAACUUGCUCGACAUAACUUGACAACCCUUGAUCUCGUUAUUCAACAACAUCAAUUAGAACAAGGUGUUUGUACGGUUCCACCACCAAAUCCAUUUGACCUUGGCGUGAAGGAAAACUUACAUCAGGUCUUUGGUGAUGGUGAUGAACACGGGGAACACAUGUAUCCAAACUUUAUUCUUAGAUGGGUUUUUCGCCUAUUACCUUUUUCAGCGUACCCCAAACAGAAAGAGUUGCGUCUAGACUUGUUGUUGAAUGAUAAUAAUUCUGGGAGCCCAUCCAAUAUGAAGGGAUUAUCUGCAGUUUCAGUAGCGAACUAUGGAACGUUAAAACGUUCGGAUUCGGACGUCAAUCCAAGUUCUGAAACAUCCUCUUUAAGUGAUCUUCGUCAUCAUUCAUUGCAGUUAACAAGAAACUACAGAGGACAACUUUUGGGUUUAGCUUUCCCAACUAUAUCCUCUCCUAUGGAAUCUACAAUUGUAUAA
Messenger RNA from Trypanosoma theileri, 1368 nucleotides. RefSeq names its product palmitoyltransferase PFA3. The coding region runs from base 1 to 1368 and encodes 455 amino acids. Gene Ontology annotation, molecular function: protein-cysteine S-palmitoyltransferase activity. The transcript has a single exon. The record is from RefSeq and is a predicted model, not a curated record. Gene Ontology annotation, cellular component: Golgi apparatus; endoplasmic reticulum. Gene Ontology annotation, biological process: protein targeting to membrane; peptidyl-L-cysteine S-palmitoylation. Lineage: Eukaryota; Euglenozoa; Kinetoplastea; Trypanosomatida; Trypanosomatidae.